Molecule: messenger RNA, 592 nt
Organism: Ipomoea nil (Japanese morning glory)
Lineage: Eukaryota; Viridiplantae; Streptophyta; Magnoliopsida; Solanales; Convolvulaceae
Exons: 6
Coding region: 25-393 (122 amino acids)
Source: RefSeq, a predicted model, not a curated record
UCCCUCUCCCUGCCGUUGCCGUCGAUGCAGCAGAUCAACCGCCAGUCUGCCACCUCCCGCUGCCGCCGAAGACAUACUUACUGGGAACUCAAGCCAAAUAGGAUUACCUUUGCCUUAACACCGAAGAUCAUUAUUCAGGAAAUUGAGCUCGGGCACAGUGUUAAUCGCUCAGAACUAUGGAUUGACACCCUCAAAGUAAAAGGAGGGUCAUUUGUUAAUGAAGAAUGUAGAAUUAUCACUGUAUCACUGAAUCACAAUAGGAUCAUGAAAGUAAAAGCCCCUCCUCCAUUGAAGAUCAAGCCUCCAUUGAAGAUCAAGCCAUUUGAACCCGGAGGCCCUUCAAUGAAGAACAAGCUAUAUAUUCAGCCCUUCUUUGAAGGUCAAGUCAGUUGAAUUCCGGAAGUCCUUCAGUGGUGGAGUGUUAAAGGCAUCCAAUUAGAGAAUCAGACGACCAUCCAGAUAGAAUACCAAAGAGCUCCUACUGAAGGUUAUUGUGACCAUAUUGCUUCAGUAUAGUCUAUGGAUGAGUUGAAGCAGAAGCUUCUGUACACAACUCUUGAAUGACAGAGGUUGAAGGUUGAAUCCAGGGAGG